AUGGCCCAAACCGAAAGCACCUACUAUUUGCUCUGGUACCAGGGUCAGAAAAUAAAACCCAAUGUAUUAUUGACUGCGUCCGGUGACACAGUACGCUAUGAUCCUGCAAAGCGCACUGUGAAAGUGACCGCUAAAUCAGGUGCCGGUAAAAACUUCGAUGGCAUGCUGGCCGAACUUAACCGAACACCCCAGCGCAUGCAACAAAUGAUGCAGGAACUCAGCUACCUUCCCAAACCCAUAUUACCACCAUUAAGCAUGGCUGUAAAAAGUGCGUUUACUCAGGCAGAUGAGGAAUACAGGAAAUUGUUAUCGAACGUCAUUACCAUUCCGGCUAUUACUAUAUCCGGCGUUUCGUUUCAACGCGGAAAGGGUGCUAUUGUCAAUGUCGCCGAUUGGGAAGAUCCUUGGGAAGCAUUGGUACAGGAGUUUCGGGCAUUUAUUACUACGCAUAGUACAGACAAUCUCAACAACCUGCCGGAACCACCGCGUUUUGACUUUACCUAUUGCAGCCGAUGCGAUAGCACUCAACAAACCGCGUACAGGAAAAGCAUGGCAGAAUUUACUGCCGCUUUACUUGGUAAAGAAGAUAUGACCAUGCUGGAAAAAGCCAGGGCAGUAAGCCAGCAGGCAGAAGGACUUCCGGAAGAGAAGAAAAGAUAUGUCCAAAAGGAAGUAUGGGCAGUGAUGGAUUUUAUUCUCAAAAGAUCACGCACUAAAGUUGAGCGUAUCAUCAGCCGCUAUGUCGACGAUCCUGAACGUGCACUCGCAGUGAUGGAUGUAGCCGUAUCAACAGAACGCGAGCAACAGAUCAUGGGUUUUGUUACUCACCUUGGAGUAGCUGAUGUAUCAGGCACGUUCAAUGAUUUCGAUGUAACUAUAAAAUCUACGAAAGAAGAUUUCAGCGAUGCGGUGUUUGAACUUACCGCCAAAGUAUCAUCCAUUGACACCAGGGUCGAGGCAAGGGACAAUCACCUUAAAAGCGCUGAUUUUUUCGACGCCGGAAAAUACCCGUUGAUAAGUUUUAAAAGUACAUCGAUUAAACCAGCGGGCCCGAAUGCUUAUCAGCUUACCGGGGACUUAACGAUGCGUGGCAUUACAAAACAGGUGACAAUGGAUCUGAAAUACCGGGGAACAGUGAAAAAUGCUAUGAAUAAAAAGCAAACUGCAGGUUUUCAAUUGACUGGCUCGAUCAAGCGUUCUGAUUACCAGAUCGGGACUGGUUUUCCUGCACCUAUGAUCAGUGAUGAAGUACGUAUUAAAGCAGAUG
Molecule: messenger RNA, 1267 nt
Organism: Ostertagia ostertagi
Lineage: Eukaryota; Metazoa; Nematoda; Chromadorea; Rhabditida; Trichostrongylidae
Source: the annotation of a GenBank genome assembly